AUGGCCGACACAGACACGGAGACGCUGCCGAACGGCAACGCAACACUGUCAGCGGAGGAGGAGGAAAGACUAAAGCAGAGGCCAGCCGACAUCGAUGCUGACGUACGAGAGAUGGAGCGGCGGAAGCGAGUGGAGGCGCUGAUGUCGUCGAAGCUGUUCCGCGAGGAGUUGGAGCGGGUGCUUGACCAGCAGAUGCACGAAGGUAGCGACGCGCCGCUGCUGCAGCGCAUACGUGAGAUGGUCGGCGGUCGGCUGCAUACAGGAAGCUUGAGGGGUCCAAGUUGUGUGUUGCCAAUCAACGACAUUCGUGGCAUCGAAGGUGUGGGCUACGAGAAGGGAGAGAAGAUACUGCGAUGCAAACUGGCAGCGGUAUACCGUCUCGUCGAUCUCUUUGGAUGGACUCAGACCGGUUUCACGGGCCAGAUAACGGCGCGACUGAACACAGCCCUGGAGCAGGUGUUGACCACGCCCCGCGGCCUGCUUCCGCACGAGGUGACUGCCUCCUCGCUGGUCAAAGUGGACAUGCAGGGGAUUGUCGUCGAUCAGGGCACGACCAACUUCCCAGUCAAUGUUGAAGGAUUCUCCCUCCACGCGAGCGUGCACGCCGCCCGCCCAGACAUCCGCUGCGUGCUGCAUCUCCGCUCGCCGUCCGCCCUCGCCAUAUCGUCCACCAAGCGGGGGCUGCUCGCGCUCUGCUCUGAGGCUGCUACCCUGGGCAGCUUGGCCUACCAUCGGGUACCACUUGGCGUUCUAGACAACGAAGAAUGCGACAAGCUAGUGCGCGCCCUCGGGCCCCACUCGAAGGUGCUGAUGCUGAGCGGCGGUGGCGCCCUCUGCUGCGGCGCAACCCUCGAAGAGGCGUUCUACCAGGCGAAGAACCUGAACACCGCCUGCGAAGUGCAGCUCCGUCUCGCGACACUCCCGCUGGACGAGCUCAGCCUGCUGGACGAGGAAACAGCCAGACAGAUCUACGAGUCGACCCACAAGCCCCCGACGGACGAGAAGAAGUGGCGCGUCGGUGGUGAAGAGUUUGAGGCGCUGAUGAGGAUGUUGGAUAACGCCGGUUUCCGCACUGGAUACAUCUACAGGCACCCACUUAUCAAGAACGAUGUGCCCAAGCCGAAGAACGACGUGGAAGUACCACCGGCGGUCUCCUCGCUGGGAUACCUCUUGGAGGAGGAGGAAUUGUACAAACAGGGGAUCUGGAGGAAGGGCCAAGGCAAGACCGGCGAACGCACCCGCUGGCUGAACUCGCCGAACGUCUACCAGAAGGUCGAGGUCUUGGAGACCGGUACCACUGAUCCCAAGAAGAUCACCAAGUGGGUGGACGCUAACAACGAAGAGUGGGUGCAAGAUGGGUCGCCCGCGCACUCGAGCACCCCGGUCAAGAUCGAUACGCUACAGUUUGUGCCCAAAAACACCAAUCCGAAGGAGUUCAAGCAGUUGCAGCAGCAGAUCAAGGAGAACCGUCGCGCUGACAAGAUCAGCGCUGGUCCCCAGUCCCACAUCCUCGAGGGUGUCUCCUGGGACGAAGCGGCGAAGCGGGUCGGCGAAGACGCCGCCAACACACACACUGGCGAUCAUGUGGUGCUGAUGGGCGCCGCGUCGAAGGGCAUCAUCCAGCGUGGUUACCAACACAACGCGACGGUGUACAGCGCCCCCUACGCGCGAAACCCGUUCGACCACGUCACGGAUACGGAGAUCGACGAGUACCGGCGGACGGUCGAGCGCAAGCAGCGUAGCGAGUAUGACACCGAUUUGUCCGAAUCCGAAGCCAUAAGCGCAGCUCAGAUCACCUCCCCGGCGAGCGCGCCAUCCGAAACUGAAGAGGAGUCGCGAGAUGAACAUCGCGUCCUAAGAAUAGAAACGAAGCAAGCGCCGGUCAGGAGCCAGCCUGAAGUGGUACUGAGCGACGUGGACACCACUGAUUUUUUGGCUGCAGAGCGAGACCAUGCAGAUAGAACUAGAGAUCGUGAUCCCAAUUUGUUAUCUGAUGACGAAGUCUUCUUGGACUCUCCUAUUGACUCUGGCGUGACGUCACCAAGUAUUCCUGAACAGCCGACUGUCCAAGAGCAGCAUGUAAUCAUUCGGACGCAGUACGCAGCUGUGCAGCAGACUGUGAGAGGUACAAAACUAACAAUAUCACCGCACGAUGCUCACAAAAGAACCCUGCACAGCUAUUCCCGGAGCCCUAACUUUAGCCUUGUAACGCAAAAGUUUGAAGCCCCAAAAUGUAAACUUAGCCUAAACCCUAAGUUAGCUAGUAACGCCCUAGCAACCUAUAACGCGGACACCCUAAGCAGUCAGUCUAGUCUAUAUUCCAUACAAUCGUUGGAUUUCGAUCCCAAAUAUCAGAUGCGCACGCGAUCAUUGCCUAGACGAGUUAAAACAGACACGAGUAAUCUAUAUAGGACGCGGUCUCACAGCGCUUUCGUCAACUCAUACAUCAAGGAUCCGGAACCGACACAUUUUCAUGUACCCAAAUGCAACAGCUGUGGCGCUAUCGACACUCGCUCCCGGUGGGAGUUGCCAAAAAUCGAUGCACGCUACAAACAGUUUGGCUCGAUAUAUUACUCCAUAGAUAAUAUACCGAAGAAGAUAGAAGAGAUAGAGUUUUAUGUGAAACCAGACUUUGCCAAAAAGAAAGCCGAAGUACCAGUACAAAGUUUGAAUGGGAAAGAGGAGUUCGUUGAAUCUCAAGAGUUUAAUGAGGAUAAUUAUUUCGAUGAUGUAGCUCUACAGGACAAUACUGUUAUUUUGGCUAAAGACAACGUUAAGAAGGAUAUAAAUAUUGAUCAAACAGAAAACAUCUACAGAGCUGAGUACGUCACGAUAGAAACUCAAACGGAUUUCGCCAAUAACACUAUUGAGUCUGAGGGAGAAUACCACAGCUUCACUGAUGAAAUGAUAGACGAUUUAGACGCGGUCGCUUACGAAAGUCCAGUCAAAGAUCUGGUAGAGAAAGAUAUAAGGGACUACUCGGUUCCUAUAAACUUCUAUUGCGAUGAUUAUGCUAGACGUGACAGUCCUAGAACGUCGCCGCUAAAGAAGAGAGACGCGCCGAAACCACUCACACUAGAACCAAUACUAGAAGAAUCUAAGAGCUACGAAGAAUCGACGAGUGAUAGCAAUAAAUCUCAAAACUCUGAACACCAGGAACUUGACCAUAAUUCUGACACAAGAGAUGGUACACAAUUAGACGGAAAACCCAUAUUUAAAGACUUCAAACGUCCCCCUGACCCUCCUAUACGUGUACCACACCACAGUCAUCGUGGAUCAAGUUCCAGCUGUGAAAUAAAUACGAGCUUCGAUUCAACAGCUGAGUUUGAGAAGUUAGAAGCUGCCACUGAGAUUAUAGAUGUCCUCUUAAACGGAAUUGACUACGACCGAUUUGAAAAAAACCUUCUAGAUACAGAAGAGUGUAAAAUUGCUAAUAUUUUACAAUUUAACGAAACGGAAGAUACGUUCUCAAUUGUCGAAAUAAUAAAUAAUUUAGAAUGUAAUAAUUAUAACCUAACGUCGCAUGAAAUAAGCGUUUCGUUUAUGAAUAAUUCGUUUAAAAUCGCAGAAGCUAUUGUUUACUAUAUAUUUAAUAGAGCUGUAGGUUUGAGUACUGCCCGUAAGAAACCCAGUAACUCCAAGACAGUAGUCACAAUUGUAGAUGUAGAAGAUAUACUUUAUACGACAUCGCGAGAAUGGAUUGGGUUGUUUAACGACUUGACUGUAGAACAAAGUGAUGUAGAUUUGUCAGAUAUUAAGAAACUCAUAAAUUCUAUUAAAUUUGCUACAAAUAUAAACACGGUUCACACACACACACAGUAUAGUCACAGUUUACCUCUGUACUUAGAUACUUUAGGCUCUACGACAUCUGAGAGUAAUGAGGACCUACCGUUCUCCGAUAGUCAUGAUAGUGGCGAAACAAACGAUGAAAACCACAAAUCACAAGAUGACAAUUUUAACUCGGGAUUCGUUCAUGAGGAUAAUAGUUAUGACAUGGCCGCAGAUGUCAUCUGUAAUUUACUAGAGAACUCGAUAAAUGCAAGUUUAUCACAACGAACGGCGGUCGACAUAUCGUUGAAUGAAACGUUCGUUCUGGAAGAGGGUAUGAACGAUGCAUUCCUAGAAUCGAAUAGUAGGUCGUCUACGCCCCAAAGAGAUAGACGUUCAGAAUCAGGUCGGUUAUACGAAAGAGACGAGUCUAUUUUAUCGCCAUUCAUCAAGAAGGCACAGGUGCUACCAAUGUCGCAGACGACCCACGCCGGCGGGGUGAAGUAUUGGGUGUCUUUCACCGAGGAGAUGGAGGUGGAAAACGAGAAACGGAGAUCGUUAAACAUUGUCGACGAUAAUACGGUUCCUAGCUUCUUUAUCCUAGAUCAGCCAAGUGAACGAAAACGCAGCGAGCUUUUAGAUGACACACGUGAUUCGAAUGAUACCCACUCAAGGUACCAGAGCUGCGAGUCUCCGAAGCUGGAUGACAGUACAGAGAAGCUGCUGUAUGAUAAUAGGGGGGGAGGUAGAGCGUCCAGCUGGCCUCCGGCUGACGAGUCGCUGUUUUAUAAGAUUUUGACGAAUUUUAGGCAAACGGAGAGUUUUGAAAUGAGUGACUUAACCUAUACUAGAUUUGAGAACAGUCUUUGA
Leptosia nina is the source of this 4638-nucleotide messenger RNA. Lineage: Eukaryota; Metazoa; Arthropoda; Insecta; Lepidoptera; Pieridae. The record is from the annotation of a GenBank genome assembly.